Messenger RNA from Nerophis lumbriciformis (worm pipefish), 2122 nucleotides. The record is from RefSeq and is a predicted model, not a curated record. NCBI's taxonomy places the organism in Eukaryota, Metazoa, Chordata, Actinopteri, Syngnathiformes, Syngnathidae.
CGUUUCGAGAACUUUCUGGAAGUUUCCACCCAACAUUAUAUUUAAUGCCAACGUCAACUGCGGAUUUUUGCCAUUCACAACUGGCAACCGACGCAGCGUUGAGGGGGCGGCGCUAAAUCCGCAGUAGUUUCUGGAAGGAACCUCAUGCUUGUACCAUGGAGAAAGUGUCUGCAUUAAAAGACCAGGGCAACAAAGCACUGAGUGCAGGGAAUAUUGACGAGGCAGUACGCUGUUACACUGAAGCCCUAACCCUCGAUCCCAAAAAUCAUGUCCUGUUCAGUAACCGCUCGGCUGCCUAUGCCAAAAAGGGCAAUUACGAAAAGGCCUUGGAGGAUGCUUGUGAGACCAUCAAGAUAAAACCAGACUGGGGAAAGGGGUAUUCCCGUAAAGCUGCAGCACAGGAAUUCCUUGGUCGGCUUGAGGAUGCCAAAUCGACGUACCAAGAGGGACUUCGCAAAGAGCCGACCAAUCAGCAGCUAAAGGAGGGUUUACAGAACAUCGAGUCCCGGCUUGCAGAGAAAUCGAUGAAUCCUUUUGCCAUGCCCAAUUUGUAUCAAAAACUGGAGACUGAUUCUCGAACCCGGGAGCUCUUGGCAGAUCCGAGCUACAGAGAACUCCUGGAGCAGCUCAAGAGCAACCCAUCUGCGCUUGGCACGAAGCUGCAGGAUCCCAGAGUGAUGACCACACUCUCUGUGCUGCUGGGACUAAACUUGUCUGGGAUGGAUGAUGAUGAUGAACCCACACCUCCUACUCCUCCUUCCAAGCCCAAAGAAAAGCAGCAGCAGCCUCCUCCUCCUUCAAACGAAGACCUCCCUGAUAACAAGAGAAAUGCCUUCAAAGAAAAAGAACUUGGGAAUACUGCAUAUAAGAACAAGGACUUUGAGACGGCGCUGAAGCAUUACGAAGAAGCAGUCAAACAUGAUCCUACCAACAUGGCUUAUAUCUCUAAUCAAGCCGCUGUUCACUUCGAGAAGGGUGAUUUUGAAAAGUGCAGGGAACUCUGUGAGAAGGCUAUUGAGGUUGGCAGAGAGAACCGUGAAGACUACAGACAAAUUGCAAAGGCACUCGCCAGGAUCGGUAACUCGUACUUCAAACAGGAGAAGUACAAAGAAGCUGUUCAAUAUUUCAACAAGAGUUUAACAGAGCAUCGCACUCCUGAUGUCUUAAAAAAGUGUCAACAGGCAGAGAAGAUCCUGAAAGAACAGGAGAAACAAGCCUACGUAAAUCCUGACUUAGCCCUGGAGGAGAAGAACAAGGGCAAUGAGGCCUUCCAGAAAGGAGACUACCCCUUAGCCAUGAAACAUUACAGUGAGGCUAUUAAAAGAAACCCAAGUGAUGCAAAACUCUUCAGUAACAGAGCUGCAUGCUACACAAAGUUGUUGGAGUUUCAACUGGCCCUGAAGGACUGUGAGGAGUGCAUCAAGCUUGAACCCACUUUCAUUAAAGGGUACACACGCAAAGGAGCAGCUUUGGAGGCCAUGAAAGAUUUUUCCAAAGCUAUGGACGUGUACCAGAAGGCUAUGGAGCUUGAUUCUUCCUCAAAGGAAGCCACAGAGGGCUUACAGCGCUGUAUGGUCAGUCAGGCAACGAGGAACGACAGUCCAGAGGAAGUAAAGAAAAGAGCAAUGGCCGAUCCCGAGGUACAGCAGAUUAUGUCUGACCCGGCCAUGCGCAUGAUCCUCGAGCAAAUGCAGAAGGACCCCCAGGCGCUCAGCGACCACUUAAAAAACCCAGUUAUUGCUAAGAAGAUCCAGAAGCUCUUGGAUGUUGGACUCAUAGCCAUCCAUUGAUGUGACACAAAAGCCAAGGAGUGAAGAAACACCCAAGAAAGGGGAACAAAAUGCAAAUCUCUAAAUAUUACAUUGUUCUUUUUGUUGCCUUCAAAAAUUAUACUGUUCAUGUUUUCACUGAAACCUUGUGUACUUUCUUUUCAUUUUUCAGACGCUAUUCACUUUAAGAUUGACUGCAUCAACGUUAAAGAUUAUAGUUCACUUUAAAGUUAAUUUUCUCAUAUCAGCAAGCAGUGAAGUUCCACAAACACAGCUGUCAAUGUUGAACACGACUUGAGAUUGUUUGUUUUCCCUCUGAAUGGUUUGACUAAAAGCAAUGCUUUUAAAGUUCA